Messenger RNA from Chara braunii, 5439 nucleotides. The record is from the annotation of a GenBank genome assembly. Lineage: Eukaryota; Viridiplantae; Streptophyta; Charophyceae; Charales; Characeae.
GAAAGAAUGGGUGGUAGGACUAUCCCUAGGGAAAGACAAGAGGCCGAAUUGAUGGUUUCCCAGGAUGAAAGAGAAGCAGCCAGGGAGGAGCUGGAGAGAGAAACGAGUCCCUUGCGACGAUAGGCGAGGGAGAAGGAGAAGCAGUUGGAGUUGAAGUUGCGCCUCGCAAGGGAGAAGUCGAGGCGCCUUCAAAUGGCAGAUAAGAUGGAGGAGUUGAAGGUGGCAGAAGAGCUGCUGGCAAGGACGAUUGUGGCCGCAUGGGCGAUGAUGGAGGCAAGGGCAAAGGCGGCAGCAAGGGCAAAGGUGGCAGCAAGGGCAAGGGGGCCAACGACAAACCGCCAUUUGAUCCUGCACCGUAAGCAAAGCAGAUGGAGCUGGAGAAGAACAAACCAGCGUACAAAUGGGUGCUGCGUGGAAAGGAGGCGGAACCUUUGGGGUAUGGCAACUAUUGGCACAAGUGCAAGCUCUGUGGCCGGUUGUGGACAGCGUCAUACAUACGUGUUGUCGGCCAUUUCACAGCGAAUAGAGAGAGACCCAUGUCCCGGGCGGACCAGGGAGAUCCUCCAUAUCCUAGCGAGCAAGGGGGCGAAGAUUGACUGUCCCAACACACGUAGAAUCAUCCAACUGUACCGACGGGAGAACGACAUCGCAGACUAUUCGAAUGCACAACCUGUGGUGGACGCUGCGGAGGAAGAAACCUUGGCGGACUUCAUCGUGCCCCUGCCGGCACCAGGCAGAGAGGCAAUUGGCGAGAGUGCAGAUGGGGCUUGUGGGGUAACAGAUGACAGAUCAAACAUUCCUGAGGGGGGGGCGGGCCCAUCGGCUGAGGGAUCUGCAACAGCACGACCGUCUGCCAAGUUGCAACAAGCUUCCAUCCGACGGUGGACAAAAAACACCUCGCAGCAGCGCUUGGACAUCGCGUGGGGGUUUCAUUUGUACGAGCACGGGGCUCCCUUCAACUACGUGACCGGGGAGAAGACGCACGAGCUCCAUGAGUUGUACUUGGAGCUGGGGGAGAAGAAGCGAAGGGUGAAGAUGCCGAACAGAAUGCAGAUGGCCACAAUUGUCCUCGACAUUGCAUACGAACGGACAAGAAAGUCGAUGAGGCCGCUGAUGGAGGGAUGGGACGUCACAGGCUGCACACUGAUCACAGACGGGUGCACGGAUCGCAAGUUCCGACCCGUCAUGAACUUCAUUGCAGCCGGCGAGAGAGGACCUGUUUUGCUGAAGGUGGUCGAUAUGUCGAAGAGAAAGAGGACUGCAAUCGCGUUGGCAAAGUUGUGGGAGGGGGUGAUCCGUGAGAUCAGUGCGCAAAAAGUGAAUGCUUUGUGCACAGAUAACGCCGAGGUGAACAAGCAUGCGGCCAGGUUGUUGAGGAGGCGAACAAAUCUCAACAUCUCACGGAUUCCAUGGGUGCCUUGCGCGGCUCAUUGCCUCAACUUGCUUCUCAAGGGAAUCAGCGGCGAGCCAUGGGUCCACGAGUUGUACAAGAGGGGCAAGACCAUUGUCAAGUGCAUCAAGAACCACCACAAGACWRCRCAGAUGUUCCUUGACAGCUCGGAGAUGGAACGGACCAGGACACUCAUCAUGCCUACGGACGUGCGGUUUGCCUCCGUGUAUCUCAUGUUAGAGAGGCUGUUCGACCGGAAGAAGGUGCUGAAGAACAUGAUGAAGGAAGGGUGGCUGGACAUCAAGUGGUCUUCGAGGAAGAAGUGCAACAUUUCUGAUGCUGUGUACACGACAAUUCGCUCUGACGAUUGGUGGAGGGAGAUGGAGGCGGCCGUGGAUGUCAUGUACCGGUCGGGACCGACAGCAGCGAUGAUGGGGAGGAUCUGGUAUGGCGGGGGAAGGGGAACAAAAGACAGGGGAUGGAAUGUUUGGAUGCUCCACCGGAGGGGAAGGGUAAAGCGCAAGUCGAUUACGAAUAUUAUGGAGGAGGAAGAAGAGGAGGAUGAAUAUGACGACAUGGAGUUUGGACUUCGAGGGAGCGUGGACUCUGACGAAGAGCACAACGACGACGACGAUGAGGAUGGGGAUGCUCUUACGAUGGGGCAACCAACAGGUCACUGGGAUAGCGAUCUGGAGUUCUUGAUGCCUCGUUCUGAAGUCCGACAGCGAGCCACGGAUGAUGAUGACGAGGCCGUGAGAGCGAUGGCACAAGCACUUGCAAAGAGAGAUCAUGCCAUCGUGAUGCAGCGUGUGGAGGAGGAGGAAGCGAGGCGUGUGGCUGUUCCCCGUCGAACCGUAGGAAAAGGAGGGGACCCAGGGGAGGGACGUGGUGCUGCGCAAACGGAAACAGGAAGUGUGGCCGUUGAAGCAGGAGGUGGGCAACAGACCGAAGCGGCGUUGGAGGGGACAGCGUCCGGAUCACGAACGCACCGUGAAUUGACCGAAAAGACACAACAAGGUUGUAAUCCAUCCGCCGAACAGAACGAGGAAGCACAGGAAGAGGGUCACGAAGGAAAUGAGUUUCCUCACAGACCCUUUAUGAUUCCACCAGACAUGGAUGGCGGAUACGAGGUUGACCAGAUCAAAGAGCAUGGCUACUUCUCUACGGGAGGACGUGAACGACCUCAGAAGCAGUUCAAGAUUUUAGCACCUGUUGUCAUGGGGAUGCUGAAGCAAGCCAUGGAAAGCUCACCUCCUCCACCGUCUCCUGAAGCAGAAGUUCUGAUCACCCCAGCACUCCUCUUGAAGGAUGCGUGCUACCAUGCAGUCGGGGUUGCCAAUUAUGACUUAUAUGAUUAUGUUGACUUCAGGUCCUGGUUCACAAAUGUGCUGUCCUUGGAGGUAGCCAACGGGCACCCGAAUGCACGGAUUCUCCGCAGACGUGUUGCUUGGCUUCUUGGCUGUUGGGUCAGCAAGAUCAAAGAAGAUUUGAGAAGGCCAAUCUAUGGGUCACUUCUGCGUCUUCUGGGAGAAGGCGACCCCGCUGUUCAGCUUGCCGCUUGUAACUCACUCAGGGCGUUAAUCGAUGACUGCCACUUCUAUGAGGAGGAGUUUGUUGAGUAUUUGUCUCCUUGCCUCCAAUUGCUUUUCCAGUUCAUGCAGAGUGCUUCAGAGUUUGACUCACAGCUCCAGGUGUUUAACCUCGUAUCUCUAAUUAUUGAGCGCCUUGGGGACAAGAUUGUCCCAUGUGGACCAAAGAUAAUGGCAUUCCUUCCGAAGGUUUGGCAGGAGUCAGAAGGUCAGAGUCUGUUGCGUAUACAAGUGCUUCUGGCUCUGCAGCGGCUGUUGACGGCAUUGGGAACGAAGUCACCAGUGACCUAUGACUUGCUGUUUCCUAUACUGCAAUAUAGCACAGAUAUAAAUCAGCCUGAUAAUCUGAGCAUGCUGGAAGAUGGAAUGCAGUUGUGGCAGGCAACUCUCCGACAUGCUCCAGCUAUGGUUCCUCCGCUGAUCAGCAUUUUCCCACAUCUGGCUGAGGUCAUGGAGAAGAGCUUUGACCAUGUUCAGCAGCAGCUCGAGCAGGUGCUGUGGCAGCAGCUCCAGGGAGGUGCGUCCUCUCUGUCAAUGGAAGAGGAGGAUGGCGAGGAGGAAGGGGACAAGGAAGACGAGGAGGAGGAGGAGGAGGAAAAGGAUCAGGAUGACAAAGGCAAAGACACCGGGGCACUGCCACGACGCAGUGCCAGAAUCGCAGUUCGUGCCCGCCCUGCAGUACCUCCAAGACCGAAGAAACUCAGCAGACGGACGACUCCAGCAGCAUCAAGUACGGCAUUGACGGUACAAGACACCACCGGAGAUCAUCCCGCAUACCCAGUCCGAGGAGCCAGUGAGCCAGCAACUGAUUAUCGUCGGCGGCUACUGGCAUUUACGGAAGCCGUAGCUGCCGUCGAGGCCCGGAAGGAGACAGCAGAGGCAGAACGUCAGCGGCUAGCCAAUGAAGCGGCAGCCGAAGCUCAGCGAACGACUGAGACUGACGCAGCGACACGAGACAGACGGAAUGCCAGCAGCACRGAGUCCUUGAUUGCUUGUGAGCAUCAGUGGACGACGAUACUCCAAGACAUGAUCUUUGUGCCUACAGAASCGCAGGCAGACCCGACACCGGCGGAGGCAGAGAGAAGUAACCUGGCUAACUUGCUGYUGGGCAUGAUGAGAGGUAUUAUGUGGAAUAAAACACUGCUGCAGUCACAUCUGCGCACGGRCGCGACGCAGCGACAAACAUACAAGAAUGAUAUGACUACGUUAACAACUGCUAUCCGCACAGAGGCAAUGCAGCAGCAGCAACAGCAUCAACUGUUGAAUUCCACUAUCACACGCGUCAACAGCAUAGAGGCUAACGCCUCAGCAGCGCCAGGCUGCACGACAGACGUGAYGAARCAACUCAACGAGCGCAUCGAUCACGUCGUCACCAUCAGCGGCGACAUAAGUACUUUCAACGGACCAGAAUCGAUCAGGAGCAUGGUGGCCGCCAUCAAGACGGACAUCACCAAGCUACAGACGAGACCGGAAGCCGCUACAAAGGCAUUCAAGAUGCCGCACUUCGACAUCAGCAAGUUCGACGAYUACAACAAGUCGGACGCCUUGUCAUGGUGGCAACGUUUCCUCACGGAAGCAUCAUGCCGCAUGGUCCCGGCGGACGACAUGUUGAAGGCACUAUAUCUGCAGCUGAUUGGAGGAGCGCAGGGAUGGAUGAACCACCUGGCGGCUACACACAAGUGCACUAUCGUCGAACUCCACACGCAUAUUACGUGGAAGGAGUUCGAGCAGCUAUGGUUCACCCGGUUCAUGGUCCGCAACGUCGUGAAGGCGGCCAUGAAUGAGGUGUACACAUGCUCUCAGGGGAACAUGCCAACUCGAGACUGGACAACGAAGUGGCAAAAGAUAGUGACCACAGCAGGUUUCGACUUGACGUUUCCAAAUCAACGAUCCGAGUUCUUCUCGCGAUCGUGCGCGGGAUUGCGGUCGGCACUCGAUAAUGAGUACGACUAUACCACAUUCCAGGCCAUUCUGGAUCGAGCGAACUUGGUCAUCCAAACGGACGACAAGGCCACUAACGAGAGGCAAUCCCAGCCGCACUAUGUGGAUAAGCAGACCUAUCAACGUCCGACACAUAACAAUGCCGUGUUUUCUGAGGAAAUCGACGACCACCACGCUGCAGCAGCAUCCUCGAGUGAUGGAGGAAUUGUCGCAGCGCUCCCGCCGAAGCAUCCGAAGGGAGUUCGCAACAACAAGGCGACACAAGGGACAGCGGCGACGGGAGCUGGGCAGCAGCCAUGGACGACUUAUAAGAUCACCAAGGAGGUCUAUGACCUUCAUCAAAAGUACGCAUACUGCCUAUGGUGCAACAGUGUAGUACUCACUAUCGCACAAUGCCCGGACAACGGCAAGGCGCGCAUACCCCGUCCAGCCAACUCGGGAAACUGAGUUACGCAAGGAGAGGGGCGACGUCUCUCCUCACUCCGCCGGACCCGGUUGCCUUGCUAGCAAUCGAUGUCA